AAAUUCACCAAGCACACAGACCUCGAGGUUUAUGGUGCUGGUUCAGGGGGCUGGACUUAUCACAGUGCUCAGUGACCUGACUGGACGAAGGGUCGUUGUAUCACACAGAAACGCAGAUGACCUGUUGGAGCCUCAUCUUCAUCUCUGUGCACUCUCACCGCCUAUGGUUUUCGAAUGGCGAAGAUGAAGCGAUGCUGCGUUUCUAAAAUCCAUAGGCAGACCAAGACCAGUUAAGAAACUGUACCCUGUGCCUCGGAGCAAAAAGAAAAUGGACAGCUGGGUUCUAGAAGGAGAUAGCUACUCGUUCCUGCGCAGUGCUCCACGUAACUUCAACCUGCCGCACCAGGAUGGGCCCAACCGUGUGGAGAUCUUUGACAUCACGAAUAUACAAAGUCAUCGUAGCGCCAUAUCUGAAACGACUUGCCUUUGUGACAUUUUUGGGGACGACUCUGAGUCUCCAUCUCUCUCAAGCAGCCCGGCCUCUGCCUCUUUCCUAAAAAAGGACACAGACGAACAGUUACCAGUAGAGGAUGUGAACGAUUCAUCAGGUUCUUACCAUACAGCGAAUGGGUCGGAGCACCUGAGUGACGGGAGUGAGAUAUAUGAGGACUCGAAAGACACAAAAGAUUUAGUUUUAUCUGAGACUCUGGAAGCAAAUGUGCAAGCAAGUGAUUUGCCUGCAGCUCAUAAAUGUGACGCACCCGCACCAAUAAGAAAUUGGCAAGUAUCUGAUUUGUCUCAGGACACCAACCUAACACAAGUUAAAAAUUCAUCUGACCACCAGCUAGCAACGUCGACGUCUGAAUUUAGAGACACUAAUAUUAGAGUAACUGGUUCCCCACAGGAGAUAUUCUGCCUUGAGCUCUUAUCUGAAAACAAGACUAUUACAGACCAGAGUCAUGCUACAUCGUUUGAGCUUAGGAGAACUAAUUCAUCAGAGGAGAUAACUACUUAUAACCCAAAGCAUAUAACAAAGCAAGGAGAUGCUUUUUCAUCUGAGCAAAAGAAAAAGAAUUCAGCAGAGAACAUAAUCACACCUGACUCCUCACUUGAAAAUGGGAUUAUAAUAGAGCAGAGGGGGACUAUGACAUCCGAGGUAAGGGAACCUGAUACCGUACAGGAGAAUACACAUUAUAAACAAAGCAUAUUUUCAGAAAACCAAACUUCAUCCGAGUCUUAUCCUAGUAACUUGACUUCAGAGGAUUCUACUAAGGGGAAUAAUGAUCAAGUCUGCUUGAUUGAGGAGGGGGAAAAAAUCUCUUUGCCUGAUAUUCUGUCUAUAGAAAACAGCUUGCUUGUUUGUGGAAUUGUACAAAGUGACACUUCUGUUGCUCUGACUAACGUUUCAAAUGAUGGCAGUGUCUUUACCUCUCUUCAGAAGGCUGGAGUUUCUGAUCGUUCUGCCCAAGAUAACACGCAUGAUUUGACAGAAAUGUCAACUCCACUGGAACAUGAGGAUGUACCUAAUGAAUUGCCAUAUGCAGGUGCAUUUCUAUGUGACAAUAAAGCAGGCAUGUCAGAUUUACCAGACCCUAACGGUGAACCUGUACCUGAAUAUAUUGAGGAUAACACAGAAGUAGAUGUAGGAUAUAUGCCUCAAGACAUCAAUAUUUCUUCUGACACAAACAGAACUUUGUCAUCCUUUUCAGAUCCAAGAGAAGAACUGGUAUCAAGUGUGAUUAGUGAGGUAUACACACCCUCUGGUCUUUCAGGGGAUGUAAAUUUCCCAGAGCUACCAGUAAUAAUACAUUCACCAGUUGGUUUUACUAUCUGCCCAUCACCAGAACCAGAGAGCAAUCGUUGGUCAGAAGAGUUAGCGUUCACUUCUAGAACCCCAGAAAGCGAUUACAGACUUACACCUACAGACAAAGGUUCUGUUUCCUCAUUUGAUUCCAAUCUAUGCCCUACACCUGAGCCAAGAAGCAUUAGUUCUACAUCAGACAACAGACAAAAUGUUAUUAUAUGUGACCCGAACCCUGCAGCUUCGUCACUUGACCUGAGAUCUGCAAGCUGUUCUCCUGAAAUUCAAAUAACGCCAUGCAGCUUCCUGUCCUCUCAAAAUGACUUUUCAUCCCCGGAUGAGGUCUUAGAACAACCCCAUGAUUUAGCUGGAAUAAUACAUGCAGAAAUGUCAUCUACACUUCCUACAAAGGAGGCUGGAGAUUUUUCUAUUCCAAUUAUCUACAACCUUUCAUCAGCACAGGACGCCACAUCUAGCCCAUCAACGAUUUUUCCAAGAGAUACUGUCUUCCCUGGUUUCGUCGACACUUAG
This is a messenger RNA of Clarias gariepinus (North African catfish), 2272 nucleotides long. RefSeq lists its product as uncharacterized. NCBI's taxonomy places the organism in Eukaryota, Metazoa, Chordata, Actinopteri, Siluriformes, Clariidae. The transcript is spliced from 4 exons. Bases 269 to 2272 code for a protein of 667 amino acids. The record is from RefSeq and is a predicted model, not a curated record.